AUGAUUAUCGAUGCUUACGAAAUUUAUGGGCAUGAUCCUACCGAUAAAUUGGAUCAUCUUGCGCACUACCAGAUUGAGAUGAUGAAGAUUAAACGAGCUGCAGAUCAGGUCUUGCUUAUCGCUCUUGACGAUGCUGUGGACAACAUGCUAACCAUGUAUGACAACCAUGACACUAUAAAGACAGAAAGAGUAGCUACAUACAACGCGGGCGCUGGAGGCGCUGUGCCUACAGAAUUUUAUUUAAGCCAAGAAUAUUAUUGCGGCAAGAACGUAUAUAUCUUCAUAUCUGAAUUGUAUAGCGAUAUAUACAAUAUGGGAAGAGGUGUAUCUCCUUACUGCAAGGAUCGUGGGUUCCAUUUUCUCGGCUUCAUCCAUUUUAUGGAUGACACGAAAUACUUCCUCGAGGAAGACCCUAAUGUCGCUUUCCAGAUGGACAAUUAUAUACAUGGCUUGGAGUGUCAUGUCGGUGUUUGUAUUUAUAGAUUCCCCUUCAAAAAAGGCCUCCAGCACAUAAGAGAUGUAUCCACUAUGCCAAAAGCUAUAGUAAAGUGUGGAACGGAGGUAUACAAGCUGCCACCACUGACUGCUGCCUCAUGCAUCAUAACAUCAGGGUCUUUCAUACUCGACUUCAAUAUUCAGGGCAUACGGUUUAGACACUAUGAUUACAUGCUUUUCCUACCAAAUGGCCAUUCAUAUUACACAAAAGAGAAGUCUUCGCCGCUCACAUGUGACCAUCACGUCUGCGAAUGGAAUAACACUAACUUUUACGGAGGUCCAUUUAUAAUCCCUGGCGACCCAGGGACAGGUCUGUCACCCAUUCCGCCAUUCUUGGAACAGACAACAGAAAUGUAUUCAAUCUCUACAGAACCACCGGGUCAUGAAUACGCUAAUAUCACAUAUUCCCUAGAUGGAUGCUGGUUCAUGUUUCCACCAAAUUAUGGCUCAAUAGCUGGUAUUAGCUACUUAGAUCCGCUGACUGUCAACGAAUAUCGCUAUACGUGUACUGGAGCUGGUAACAACAAGGGCCUAUAUUGGUACCCACAAUGGAUGGGAGCACCCCCACAUCAUCCUUACCCGCAGUCUGGCGAUGUUCCAAGCGACAGAUCUGCAGCAGCGGCUGGCCCGUUCUAUCCGCAUCUUGGCAAACCGCCUCUUAAUGUACAACUACCCUCUGUCCAUCAAAAUUAA
This is a messenger RNA of Leptosia nina, 1188 nucleotides long. The record is from the annotation of a GenBank genome assembly. Lineage: Eukaryota; Metazoa; Arthropoda; Insecta; Lepidoptera; Pieridae.